AUGAUGGAACCUUCAAUGAUGUCUACAGAUAUGGAAGCCGAAAGCUUGAAUGACAAUCAGUUUGCGGUAGCUUUCCACCAAGUCAAGCCAGGCCACACAGCGGUCCGAAACGGACACAACAUCAUCGUAGCCGGUGGCUGCGACGUUACCAGGAACGUGCAGAAGUGUUACAACGACGUGUGGAAGCUAGACACUACCCGUCUGCGGUGGACCCUCCUUUCCGGGUCUCACCCUCGCUUCGGCGCCCGCGAACUUCACACAGCUCACCUGACAAGUGGGGGAAGAAUACUGCUUAUCGGCGGACAGAAGAUGUUGGCGCGCGAUUACCAGGAUGUCGUAAUGUUUAAAAGCGAUAGUUGCGGGGGAACUCCGUCCUGUUCAGGAAACGGUACUUGUAUAAACGGUAGCUGCUCCUGCAACAGUGGCUGGGCGUCUCAAGACUGUGGCGAGGCGAAACAUGCUACUCUGGGAUGCUAUGCCCUGGUUCCGGAUUCAGAGGGGACUGCAACGGAAAUGGAACUUGUCAGUCAAACGGGAUGUGCGAAUGCAAGGACAGCGUGUGAUAUUCCGACAGAGCUCAGCUCGCGCGUGACUGGUCGGAAAGAUGAGAAGCAGGAGAAGCACUUGAGCCAGCUCCCGAAUUUGUAUGCUAAACAUCAAAUGGGCGGCGGACCUCCAGUUGGCCGCUACAGCACACUGUGUCAUCCAGGUAUUCCUGCGGCUAUCGAUGCGCUUCGUGCGGAUAUUCCCGGCAUGCCGAGGACGAACAUGCCGGUUUCCGAAACGAAAAUGCAGCCACCACACACAAGCAUGCGAUCCCAAAGAUUGCCGACCCCUCUCCCGGACCUCCCGCCCUACGGUGCUGCCACAGCCUACGUUUCAGCUGCCACGAAAGUUGUAGUCGGCGUUCUGAGCCUCCUAGGAGGUAGUGCUGCAGUCUCAGUAAUAUACGCCAUCAACCACGGCAGAACGUGA
Molecule: messenger RNA, 975 nt
Organism: Besnoitia besnoiti
Lineage: Eukaryota; Apicomplexa; Conoidasida; Eucoccidiorida; Sarcocystidae
Product: EGF family domain-containing protein
Exons: 11
Coding region: 1-975 (324 amino acids)
Molecular function (GO): protein binding
Source: RefSeq, a predicted model, not a curated record